This is a messenger RNA of Acyrthosiphon pisum (pea aphid), 1575 nucleotides long. Its product is annotated as zinc finger MYM-type protein 1-like. The coding region runs from base 1 to 1575 and encodes 524 amino acids. Gene Ontology annotation, molecular function: protein dimerization activity. The record is from RefSeq and is a predicted model, not a curated record. The transcript is spliced from 3 exons. Lineage: Eukaryota; Metazoa; Arthropoda; Insecta; Hemiptera; Aphididae.
AUGCAUUCACCUCCAAAGUCAUUAGUUCAUCAACCAUUUAUUAAUUGGAAAGAUGCUAUUGAGUACUUUAAAAUACAUGAAAGUAAUGAGUAUCAUAAAUUUUCUAUGGCUAAAGUUACAGAAUUCUUAAAAAUAGUUGAUAAAAAACAAAACGACGUCUACAUCCAGUUACAUAAAAGAAAUGAGAGACUUGCUCUUCGAGGUGGCCAUGAUUCAGGUAGCUUAGAUUUGAAUUUGCCAUUACAUAACGACGGUAAUUUCAGAGCUCUGUUACGUUACCGUAUAGAUAGUGGUGACGAUUUAUUUUUAAAUCAUAUUAAAAGUUGUGGUAAAAAUUCUACUUAUAUCAGUGCUGAUAUACAAAAUGAAGUCAUUUCAAUUAUAUGUGAUCAAAUUCAGACUAAAAUUUGUAACAGAAUUAAAACAAACAAAUUUUUUGUGAUAUUAGCUGAUGAAACAACUGAUGUUAGUAGAGUUGAACAGUUUUCUCUUUGUAUAAGGUACUUUGAUGCUGAUGUAAAUAAAAUAAGAGAAGAUUUUUUACAAUUUGUACCAGUACAUAGUACUACAGGAUUAGAGCUAGCAAAGACAAUCAUAAGUACAUUGAGUGCUUUAGGAUUAAAUUUACAGCAUAUGAGAGGCCAAGGAUACGAUGGAGCAGCAAAUAUGGGAGGAGUAUUUAGAGGAGUUCAAGCACUUAUAUUAAAAGAAUAUCCAAAAGCUCUAUACACUCACUGUUUCUCUCAUUGUUUAAAUUUAUGUCUAAAUGAUGCUUCUAAAGUUCAACAAAUCAGAAACACAUUAAAUAUAAUUCAAGAGACAGAGAAUAUAGAUAUUGUAACCGCUACAAAUUCAAUAGAAACAACAACUACAAAAUUACAACAUUUAAGAAAUGAAGUAGAGUUUCAAAAAAUCUUUGAUAGUGCUAUCGAAAUGGCUGAAAAAGUUGGUGUGUCUCCAAUCAUCCCACAGACAGUAGGAGGAGCUCAAAAACACCGAGCGAACUAUACUGUAAAUGAUGGCAAUUGUUGCACAUACUAUAGGGUAUCAAUUUAUUAUCCAUAUUUAGAUGAUUUGCUCUCAUCUUUUAAUGAAAGAUUUAAUUCAAAUUCAAGUUUAAUAUCUUCACUUUCUUGUUUGUUUCUGUCUAAAGUAAAAAAAAGCACAUUUGACGAUUUACAAAUGGCUUUAGAAUUUUAUAAAGAUGACUUACAAAUAGAUUCCUAUAGUUCAACCUUAAAAGGAGAGUUUGAAUUAUGGCAAAUGAAGUGGGAAACAGAAACAGUAAUUCCAACCAACUCCCUUGACACAUUAUUAAAUUGUCCAGUAGAUAUUUUUCCUAAUAUAUAUACAAUAUUGAAAAUUUUUUCAAUCCUGCCAGUUACAACAGCUUCAGUUGAAAGAAGUUUUUCAACUCUUAAGCGUAUAAAAACCUAUUUGAGAAAUUCAACUAGUGAAAAUAGACUUAAUGGUCUAGCACUGCUAAAUGUACAUAGGGAUAUAGAUAUAGACAUAGAGUCAUUAAUUGAUGUGUUUGCCAACAGAAAAGAAAGACGUCUAAACUUUAAAUUAUAA